AGUGGCUUUUAGCUUGUAGCUGGAUGAAUAGAAAAAUGCAGCGCAGGUUCCGACAUGGAAGGAUUGUUAUGAAGUCAAGCUGUUGGUCUCUUAAACAGUUGCUCCGGAAUAACAUUCAUGUAAAAAUGACUGGGCGCACACGAAACAGAGGGAGCAUAUCAGUUGCCAGCUGUGUACGUGUUUGAGGAGGUCAGAGAUCAUGUCAGCAAUCAAGAUUGCCCUGCAGCAGAGCCAGAAGAGGGGCAGAAGGAAAACCUCUGAAACAAUGUCUGCAGAGGUGUCACCAGACUCAAAGUGUCCCAUCUGUUUGGACUUGUUUAACAACAUUUCUUACCUGGACCUCUGCCUGCACAAGUUCUGUUUCCGCUGCAUUCAUGAGUGGUCCAAGAACAAAGCCGAGUGCCCUCUAUGCAAGCAGCCAUUUAAUUCAAUCUAUCACAGUAUAAAAUCAGAGCAAAACUUUAAGAAGUAUGACCUGAAGCCAGUGGAUAAUGGCUCUUUUGGGACUUUUGGGGGAGUGCGCUUUAGAUACCGCACAACUGUCACCGGAGUCCAUCGACAGAUGCAGGGAAGGACCUCUUCACCUCCAGACAAUGGAGUGAUGUUUGAAGCCUCAACAAACCUUCCCCAGCAGCCACAGGACCGUUACAUCCGGCGCAUGAUGAUGAGGUUGGCAGCCAAGAGGAAAGCGGCAAGUGAAGGGAGGGCAGUGAAUCGUAUCAGAGAGCAGGAAAUGGUAAACUUCAGGAGGGAACUGUACCGACAGGGGGUGAGGGUUCGGAAUGUACGCGAUGGUGGACGCUGUCGAGACACCUCAGCCGAGUUCUUCAGAAGAAAUCCUGCCUGCCUGCACAGACUGAUCCCCUGGCUAAAGAGAGAACUCAUAGUGCUAUAUGGGGCCCACGGCACUUUAGUCAACAUUGUUCAACACAUCAUCAUGUCCCGCAUUACACGUUUUGACAUGGAGGAUGGAGCCAUUCAGGAAGAGCUCAGGCCGUUCCUCCAGGGGCGCACAGAGCACUUUCUGCAUGAGUUCAUCAGCUUUGCAAAGGCCCCCUACAAUAUGGAGGCCUAUGACCAGCAUGCUGUUUACGACUGCCCAGCCCCUUCCUCUAAUGAAGACAGCAGCUCCAACUCUUCUGUAAUAGCCAUCUCAGAGGAUGAGGAGCACUUGGUGGAGUUGGAUACUCCAGGAAAUGCCACAUCUACUCUGAGCCACUCUGUGUGGGAUGAUGAGACUCCUGGGCCAUCAUAUUCAACAACAGCAGAGCAGAGCAGAGCAGAGUGUCUGUCAGUCCUCGACUCGGACUCAGACAGCAGUUCAGAGGACGAGACACGAGAGUUUGGGGCUUCUCCACAGCAAAUUAGUCUUUUAAACCAAACAGAUGUGACUCAGGCUGAAGGUCACAAAGAUGAUUGUUUGUCUUCUGACAGCGAUGACUGUGUCAUUGUAGGUUUUGUUAAGCCGACAUCAGAGCGGACUCCUGAGCUGGUUAAGCUCUCCUCAGACUCUGAUGAAUCUGCCUGUGAAGAUACUAAAGAAGUGCCGCUGCUACCUCAACACAUCCGCUUCUCCAGUCUCAGUCCUGUAGCAUCACAGAGUAGUGAUCGAAGCGGUGCUGGACAGACAGAAAAUGUAGAAACAGACCGCUGUCACUCGUUGGAUACAAAAGAAAGAUGUAGCUCCUCAACAUCUAGCAGGCACAGGAAGUCCAGUAAGUCUGACAGAAAAGACUCAGAUAGAAGAUUUGAUGGUAAUGAUGGCUCUAGAGAGAGGCGCUGGUCAAAGGACAGAGACCAAAGGAGAAAAAGGUGGUCAAAAAUUGGAGAGAAUUGGCACUCAAGCAAGAACCCAGCAGUCUCCCACAGCAGCAUCAGCGCUCUGUCCAGAGAGAGUGGUUAUUCUCACUCUACUGGCAGAGACUAUUCAAAAUGUGACAGUAAAUAUAAAAGCAGGGAUGGUGCUCACAGCUAUCAGCCAUAUACGCAUUACAGACAAGGGAGAAAUGAUAGUGGGAUGCAUUACACAGAGAGACAGUCCUAUUAUUACAGUAGCCGCAAAUACUCAGAUCAACACUCGUACUCUCGCUCCAGGAGCCGCAGCAGGGAUUCACGGAGACGGGACAGGAGGCAUUCCCGAUCUAGGUCUUAUUCCAGCAGUCGCUCCACUUCUGCAAAAAAGAGAUCUCACCAUGACAAGCCUGGUGGAAAGAGGAAAUACAAAACAAGGCAUUUGGAAGAACCGUCAGAAGACGCGCUUCCCAACUCACAUGCGGAAGGUCACUCCCCCGCGUUGUCAACAAAACAUAAGAAAAAGAGCAAAGAGAAACGGCGUAAAAAAUCCAAAGAGAGGUCAAAGACUAGCAGGAGCCUCAGUGUGGAGCUCGUCAAUGAGGGAAACUUGAAUGAGCGAAGCAAACGUCACCAUAAGAAAAGGAAGAAACACAAGAAGAAAAGCAAAAGGCACAAGAGUAGUGAACGCAGAGAGAAGGGCUCACCCUCUGUCAUUACCAUUGACAGUGACAGUGAUUCUGUUGCUAACGACAGUGUCCCCCAGGACAGCAGCACUAACCAGGACAAACUGAUGGAUAAUACCACGGAUGACCCAUUGGCCGCUGCCUCUCCCUCCACCAAUGCAGAGUUAAAUUGAAAUUCCUGCUGUGUAGGAUGGGCACAGAUGGCAUUUCCCUGAGCUGAUGAUGCCUGCAAGCAGUAUUUUAGAUCAAAACAAAGAUUAAUAUGUCAAAGUACAUCAAACCUUUAAAGGAUAUGAUGAAUUCACAUACCCUUUUACACACCACCUUAAGUGUUUAUUACAGCAGCAGUUUUUUGGACGCUGAUUUUCAUGACACACAUAUCCAUUUUGAAUAGGAGAGUAUUGAUAAUUGGGUUAAAGGACCAUUUAAGACCAUCUAGGUUGAGUUUCGUGACUGAGUUAUCACAGAAAAAAAAUCCAAUUUUACUUUCAAGUGCCACUAUGUACAUGGACUAAUGGACUAAUAAUGUUCACACAUCUUUUUUAAGUGUCAAUAGAUAUUCUUGAAAAUAAUUUUCUUUAAUGGAUUUAUUUUAUUUCUAAGGUGCUCUCAGGGAUAUUGUUGAUUACGGUGAUUUUGUUGUUAAUAUAAGUCGGCCAUAUUCUUGAGACAAUACACUUUCUACCUGUGGCUCACCAAGUAAUACCUAUUAUGGAUUUCAGAGUGGGUUCUUUUGUAAUGGAUUUUAUUUAAAAUAAAUUGUCAUGAGCAUAUGUGAUGUGCCAAUUAA
Messenger RNA from Acanthopagrus latus (yellowfin seabream), 3267 nucleotides. It is a transcript of the gene toporsa, whose product is annotated as topoisomerase I binding, arginine/serine-rich a. Gene Ontology annotation, molecular function: ubiquitin protein ligase activity. Gene Ontology annotation, biological process: protein polyubiquitination; protein monoubiquitination. The record is from RefSeq and is a predicted model, not a curated record. Bases 200 to 2650 code for a protein of 816 amino acids. Lineage: Eukaryota; Metazoa; Chordata; Actinopteri; Spariformes; Sparidae. The transcript is spliced from 2 exons.